Nannospalax galili (Upper Galilee mountains blind mole rat) is the source of this 4870-nucleotide messenger RNA. It is a transcript of the gene Zbtb24, whose product is annotated as zinc finger and BTB domain containing 24. Gene Ontology annotation, biological process: regulation of transcription by RNA polymerase II. The record is from RefSeq and is a predicted model, not a curated record. The transcript is spliced from 7 exons. NCBI's taxonomy places the organism in Eukaryota, Metazoa, Chordata, Mammalia, Rodentia, Spalacidae. Bases 217 to 2283 code for a protein of 688 amino acids. Gene Ontology annotation, molecular function: protein binding; RNA polymerase II cis-regulatory region sequence-specific DNA binding; DNA-binding transcription factor activity, RNA polymerase II-specific. Gene Ontology annotation, cellular component: nucleus.
GUCCGGCGUCCGUGCGGGCGGCUCGGUGCGCGCGCUUCCGGGUUUGCGGCGGCGAGCCAGAAACCACUGCGCAGGGGCCUCGGUGGUCAGGUGGAGCUGCAGCAGGCCGAGCCUUCGCGCUAGCGGGCGCCGUGUAGGCAGCCGGGUAGGACUGGCCGCGACCCUGACCCGCCGGGCGCCCCUGACAGAUUUAAGCCUCUUUGGCCUCUGUAGAAUAUGGCAGAGACAGCACAUGAGCCUUCUGGAACGCUUAUCAUACACUCAGACUCUCACAGUGACACUGUCCUAGCCAGUUUUGAGGAUCAGAGGAAGAAAGGCUUUCUUUGUGACAUUACUUUAAUCGUGGAGAAUGUGCAUUUCCGGGCCCACAAAGCCUUACUUGCUGCCAGUAGUGAAUAUUUCUCAAUGAUGUUUGCAGAAGAGGGGGAGAUUGGCCAAUCCAUUUAUAUGCUGGAAGGCAUGGUUGCAGACACCUUUGGUAUACUGCUGGAAUUUAUUUAUACUGGUUAUCUGCAUGCCAGUGAGAAAACUAAAGAACAAAUCUUGGCCACUGCUCAGUUCUUAAAAGUCUAUGACCUUGUGAAGGCGUACACAGACUUCCAGAAUAACCAUAGCUCCCCAAAGCCACCUACUUUGAACAGUGCUGGCACUCCAGUGGUGGUUAUUUCUAAUAAGAAAAAUGAUCCUCUAAAACGGAAACGGGGAAGACCAAGAAAAACCAGUAGUUUGCAGGAGGGAAAGUCAGAACUGGCUGUAGAAGAAGAAUUACAGCUACGAGAGAACAAUUCAGUUCAGAAUAGACAAAACUUUGUGGUUAAAGGAGAUGAUGUUGAAUUGAAUGAACAGAUGUCAGCAAAAGAAAAGGAAUCUGAGCCAGUUUGUGAGCCAGGAAGAGUGGAGGGGAUGCCGGCUGAGAAAGAUGAAAACUGUGACCCCAAGACCCAAGAGGGACAGGAUAACCAGAGUAGAUACAGUAAGCGCAGGAUUCGGAGGUCCGUCAAACUUCAGGAUUACAAACUUGUUGGAGAUGAAGAUGACCAGGGUUCAACUAAGAGGAUGUGUGGAAAGAGAAAGCGCCCCAGUGGUCCUGAGGCUCAGUGUAAAGACUGUGGCAAAGUCUUUAAGUAUAACCACUUUUUAGCAAUCCACCAGAGGAGCCACACUGGGGAGCGACCCUUCAAAUGUAGUGAGUGUGGAAAAGGCUUUGCCCAGAAGCACUCCUUGCAGGUCCACACCAGGAUGCACACAGGCGAGCGGCCGUAUACCUGCACGGUCUGCAGCAAGGCUCUCACCACCAAGCACUCACUGCUGGAACACAUGAGCCUACACUCAGGGCAGAAAUCUUUUACCUGUGAUCAGUGUGGAAAAUAUUUCAGCCAGAAAAGACAGCUGAAGAGUCAUUAUCGAGUCCAUACAGGCCACUCGUUACCGGAAUGCACCCAUUGUCAUCGCAAAUUCAUGGAUGUGUCUCAGCUAAAGAAACAUCUGCGAACACACACAGGUGAAAAGCCAUUUACUUGUGAAAUCUGUGGGAAAUCUUUCACAGCAAAGAGUUCUCUUCAGACCCACAUCAGAAUUCAUCGUGGAGAAAAGCCAUACUCUUGCAGCAUCUGUGGCAAAUCCUUCUCUGACUCCAGUGCCAAGAGGAGACACUGCAUCCUACACACAGGCAAAAAACCUUUCUCCUGCUCUGAGUGCAGCUUACAGUUUUCUCGCUUAGACAAUUUGAAGGCUCACUUGAAAAUCCAUAGCAAAGAGAAACACACAUCAGAUGCUAGCAGUGUUUCUGGUAGCAACGCUGAUGAAGUCAGGAACAUUCUUCAGAUACAACCAUACCAGCUUUCUACCUCUGGAGAGCAGGAGAUUCAGCUUCUCGUGGCAGAUUCUGUGCAUAACAUCAACUUCAUGCCAGGUCCCACCCAGGGAAUCAGCAUUGUAGCUGCUGAGAGUGCCCACAACAUGGCCACAGACCCAGCUGCAAACCUCACCCUGCUCACGCAGCAGCCGGAGCAACUGCAGAACUUGAUUCUGUCAGCUCAACAGGAGCAAACAGAGCACAUUCAAAGCCUCAAUAUGAUUGAAAGUCAGAUGGAAUCUGUACAGGCAGAGCCUGUGCAUGUAAUCACACUGUCGAAGGAAACCCUGGAACAUCUCCAUGCCCACCAAGAGCAAACAGAGGAGCUCCGUUUAGCAGCAAGUGCUUCGGAUCCAGCUCAGCACCUGCAGCUGACACAGGAGCCUGAUCCACCACCACCUUCCCCACUUGGCCAGGAACAGAGCUGACCUAAGAACAUAUCUGGCUGUUUUCCUGGGCCAGCUGUAAUAGGAUGGUAAAUACUUGAAGCCAGGCCACGUCAAGCUACCAUCUUACAGAUCCUUAAAGAUGUGAUAGCUGGCAGAUACUUACAAUGUGCUCCCUCGAGGCAGUCUGUGUGUAUGUUUGUAAGUGUGCACAUGUCCUGUCUAUAGUUCUGCUUCAGAUUUAUCAUUUCAUUAUUGAUUUGGUUCUUCAUCUACUAUGUCCCUUAAAGACUGGGGUCACUUUUCUUUGCGGACAUUGAUGUAGAUUUCUGUAUUAAAUGUUCCCAGCCUUAGCAUAUUGUUUUGUUGGCCUUCCAGGUUAUUCUUCAUAUUUUAAACAAAAGAAGUUGUGUGUAAGUUGAAUCAGGUUUGGUGGCUGGUUCCAUUUCUUUAUUUCUCUUAGGCAGUAUUACUGCUAGUCCAAAACAAGUCAGGGCUGACUGUGACUGGUCACAACAAUCAGGAGAUUUGUCCUCUAAUAGCUUUCACUCCCCUAAGAGAGUACCUCUUAACAUGUAACAUUUGUGUGGUACAAUGGGCUAAUCUUGUCGUGCUGAAGAUAGAUUCAAACUCAUAAACUGUAUUCAUAACUUAAAAUUCAUAUUAUAGGAAAGCCAAAAGUGUACUGUUUAAAAUUUUGAGUUCAACUUUUCUGAAAAAUAUACAUACACACAUAUAAAGAAGCAAGCUGUUAAAUCUUUAAUUAUCAAGUAUGAAACUGGAUUAAAACAUUCAACUCCAAAUAAACUGAAUUUUGUUAGAUAAUGAUACUUUAUUUUCAUGAUGAAGUUAAAGGUUUCUUAACUACUCUGGAACAUAAAAGUUUAUUCAAUGUAAGUCUUCAAUAUGCUCUACUGGAUUCUAUUUGAUCUCUGAAAAAUAUUGAUUUAUGUGUUCUUAGAACUUUCUAGAAGUAGAAAUAUAAAAACCUAUUUUUAUUAUAGUCAAGGUUAAAUCCCACAACUUAUCACUUAAUUUUGAACCUCAGAGACCAAGUAAGUAGCCUGUGUCUAAAUUGUGUAACUUGUAAAUGGUCGUCAAAAGAUUAUGUUUAGAUUGUGUUUUCAAGCUCACUGUAUUUAAUCAAAAUUUUUGACUAAUUUUCCUGGAAGCUGGCAGGGACAUUUGAUAAUAGAGAUGGGGCAUUAGUAUAUCUUAAGAUAAAAUAAUGGGGGUAGAAAGUAGGUUUAAAAUUAAUAUCUUUAUAACAGUUUUUUUUAAUUUUAGAUGGCUUUUAUUUCCACCCAAAUCCAGUAUGCUCUUUGAAAGUUAAAGAAAUAGGUAAUUCUUCAGGUUAGGGAGAGGAUGAAAGUAUUUUUGAUCCAUAUUUAUCAAGUUGUAUUUUAUUAAACAUAAUUCACAAAUUUUCCAAAAUGAUAUAUAUCUUAAUGUGCAUCAACCAAAGUAAUAUUAAUUUGGGCCUGAGUAGAACAGAGGGAUAAUUUUUUACAAAUACUUGUAUACUUUAUUAUUUGGGGUUCUUCAUUUAGUCAUUUAAACUGUGUGUGUGUAUGUGUGUGUGUGUGUGUGUGUGUGUUGUGCACAGUGUUUGUUUAUGGAGACCACAGGAGGACACUGGGUACCCCACUUUGUCAUUCUUCACCUUUUUCCCUUGAGACUGGAUCUGUCACUGAACCUGGAGGCUGGUGACCAGCAGACCCCAGCAGUCCUCCUGUCUCCACCCUCCACAGCACUGGAGCUACAAGCACACAUGGCCAUCUCCUGGAUUUUUACUUGAGUGCCAGGAUCUGAACUCAGGCCCUCACACUUGUACAGCAAGCACUCUUACCCACUGAGCCAUCUCUCCAGGCCCCUAUUUUAUUACUAAAAACAGAUUUUUUGCCAGCUUUUAAAAUCCUGCUGAUACUCAUUUUUUCAAGGAACUCUAUGUAGUAUUAAAGUAAAUGGAUUUUUAAUCACCAUAGAUAGCUAGGUAAUUAUUCAGAAACAUGGUUAUAUGGCUGUUCAUUUAUAUUUUUGAUGCUUGUGCAUGUUAAGUGUGAGCGCCACUACUGAGUUCCAUCCUCGGUCCAAGAUUUUAUUUACUUUUCAUUUAUAUGUGCGUGUAAUUACACACACACAUAUACAUAUAUGUAACAGUAUCUCACUAUGAUACCCAGGCUGGUUUUGAUCUUCUGGUCUCAAGUGACUGCAGAUGUACACCACAAUGCUAGGGCUACAUGUCUGAUUACAAGUCAAAUUUUAACUUGUUUUAUAACAGUCUAUCUCUGUAUUAAAAGAAAUAUAACAUGAUCCAGGCCUGGUGGUACAGGCCUGUAAUCCCAGGAGACAGAGGCAGACAGACCAUGAGCUUGCGACUAGCCUGAGCAGGUACUUAGAACUUAUUUAAAAAUAAGGGCUGGUGACAUAGCUCAAAGGUAGUGUUGUUGCUAGCACACACAGGGCCGUGGACUCAUCUCCAGCACUGUUUUUCUUGUUUGUUUGUUUUUUAAAGGGUAUGAGGCACAUAAGUAAUAUAAAAUGUCCUAAAAGCCAUAUUUAAAAAUGUAAAACUAGGGGCUGGAGAGAUGGCUCAGCGGUUAAGAGCACUGACUGCACUUACAGAGGA